AUGCCUGCUGGGUCUGCUGUGAUGCUCACACCUGAGUGCAGGCUGCAUCCGCUGUUUCUUCCCCACCCUGCCCCAUGUGGAGGGGCCUUGGCACCAGCUGCCAUAGUGGAAUCUCUCACACUGAAGUCUGUGAAGACCAGCUCCAAGAACCACUGUCCUAAUGAGAGUGGCUUUGCUCCCUGGCACUUCCCAAAGUGCAAAGCUGUGGGGGAUAGAACUCUGGAUGUGGCCUCAGGAAUCCAGCCCAGAAAACCAUCAUUAGUGGCCUGUACCAUGAGCCCACCACAGCGCUCUCCACCCCAACUCUUGUGUCUCAGCACCCCCUUCCCCCUUUUCUUCCUGCUGAUCCAGCGAGCCAGGCUUUCUCCUUCUCUGGUCUCUCCUCCUCCUCUCCCCCUUGAAUCCAGUCCUGGUUUCCCCGCCACCAGCCUCCCUUUUCUCUCCGGCUGGGCUCGCUCCCCGCCCCCGCCCCCGCCGCGCCCGUCGUCACCGCGGAGGGUUCAGCUCCUCGCCUUCCCCGCUCCCAGCCACCCGGGGCUUGGCUCGCCCAGUCCGGUGGCUCCAGUCCGGAUCUCGCUGCUGCCCGACCCGGGUACGAGUCCCAGCCGCUCCGGAGGAGGCGGCGGCUGGCCCCGGCUCCCCUCGGCCGCCUAG
Molecule: messenger RNA, 654 nt
Organism: Panthera uncia (snow leopard)
Lineage: Eukaryota; Metazoa; Chordata; Mammalia; Carnivora; Felidae
Exons: 2
Coding region: 1-654 (217 amino acids)
Source: RefSeq, a predicted model, not a curated record